AUGCAUCAUUUGGCAGUACAAGUCUCCCUCCUAAAAACAGAGAACAAGCACCUCAGAGAGGCCUUUAUUAAUGAAAAGAAGAAGAAGAAGCAUGGUAAAGCCCUUAUCUUCCCUGUUCCUCAGCAGAAGACUAGCGGAGCCACUUUCUAUUCACCAAAGAAGAUCCAGUAG
Westerdykella ornata is the source of this 171-nucleotide messenger RNA. RefSeq lists its product as uncharacterized. The transcript has a single exon. The coding region runs from base 1 to 171 and encodes 56 amino acids. The record is from RefSeq and is a predicted model, not a curated record. Lineage: Eukaryota; Fungi; Ascomycota; Dothideomycetes; Pleosporales; Sporormiaceae.